This is a messenger RNA of Lymnaea stagnalis (great pond snail), 12172 nucleotides long. The record is from the annotation of a GenBank genome assembly. NCBI's taxonomy places the organism in Eukaryota, Metazoa, Mollusca, Gastropoda, Lymnaeidae.
CCGGAUCUAUAUACACACAAUGGCUAACGCCGCAGAUGGUAAGUUUUGUUGACGUAAAUUAAAACAAGUUUUUAAAUUAAAUACAUAUGUAUUUGUCUAAGAAGGCAGGCUAAGCCCCAAAACUCAAAAAAAAAAAAAAAAGUGGUACACUCAAAAUUAACUUUAUUUAGGUCUUGUUCGGUUUGAGUUAUUCUAAACACUAAAUUCUAAAUAAACCCUAAACUCAACAGUUAAUUUAAACAGUAGUCAGUAGUAAACAGUGUGUAGUGUGUCACUUAGUUCAGACUAAACUUUGUAUUAAAUUAAACUUAACUAUUAAAAUUAAGUUGAUUCUGAUAAACUCGCAGUUUUAUUAUCUAACCGACUUCAAGUCCGUCUUGAAUUUAGAUUAAGUAUUUAUUAAGCCUAAUUCUGAUGAAAAAUGAAAGAAUUGACAUGACUCACAUGAUGAAAAUGAAGUGAAAUUAAAUAUGAAUUUAUCAAAAGUUUCACUGAGCUCUUAUUAACUCAGAUCCCAUUUAUACUAAAGCCCACUUCUACACCUGUCCUCCUGAGGCUUCAGUUUCAAUGCCCUUAGUCUUAGUUAUUAGUUGAAUAAAUUUGGAACUGCGCAUAAUAAAAAAUUACGUAGUGGAUGCGUACACCGCGGCGGUGUACCUAGCGAAACCAUCGGCUAUGGCCUGGGUACACCGCGGCAAAAAUGUACCAUUGGCCUUGUUUUAAGAUAUGCUUGCCAGAGAAGAUCUUGUGUGGUCAAGUGGUAGAGUGGACGCUUGGCGAUAAUAUAUUUUGAGAUCAAUUCCCAGUAGGGGAUCAAGCUUUUUUUACUCCCAUUUCAGUUUUAAAAUAUUUUGUAGCAAUUUAAACAAUUUAAAUAUAUUUUUAAAUAUUAUAUUAAAUACACUUUUUUAUAUAUAUAUAUAUAUAUAUAUAUAUAUAUAUAUAUAUGUGUGUGUGUUUCAACAAGUUGUGCCGGCCUUUGAGUUUGAAAAUACCGGUACAUUUAGUAAUAAGACAUUAGACAUUAGAAAACAAACAUAAAGUUUCUGAAAGCGCAUGUAUAGUCUAUGUAACAUGUAUAAGAGAAUCAUUAUGAAUACUAAGUGAUAUUCUUUGUAUUUCAACAAUCUUAGUGUAGUUGAAUAUUUACAUUUUACUUUUACGAACACCCAAAGAAAAUACUAGUAUAUCAUUAAUAUCAUAUGACUAUGAAUAUUAAUGUCAUUAUUGUGCAUGGUUGUAUUUCAACCUUGAACCAUCUUGCUUUCACUAUGCCUUAUGCAUUGGCAAAAUGUACACACGAUAUCAAAGGUUCAUUCACAACACUCAGUCUCACAGCAAAUCUUUUUGAAAACACCUCGAUUUUUAGAAACUUACGGAGCGGUAGCAAACUGUAUAGCAAAGCCAUAGGCAUAGGUCUGCGUUUACCCUUUUCAUGACGGAAUUUGUUUCCAGAAUGGCAUGGCAUGUGCUAUUCUCAGGGUAAAACACGACGUUUUCUCACAGAAACCAUUGCACAAUGGGCUUGGGACAGGAUUUGCGCUAUGUCAAAGUUUUUUUAUUUUUGUAUUUGUUGUUUUUUUUUGUUAAGAAAUGGAUCCUUGCGGGGGGGUGGGGGGGGGGGUGGAGGUGAGAUGAGCAGAGGCUUAACCAAAAAGGGGACCUUCACAAAUCACGGCUCUUGAUAGGGGUUGUCCACAAAGGACGUCCGCACAACAAACUUACCUUUUGCAUCCCCCCUCCACCGGCAUUUUUUACUAAUGUGUAAUGCCAAUGUAAAACUAAAUCAAUGAUAUUUAAUUAUUGUUAAAAGACUUUUAAAAAUCACUGCAGUGUUUCGUAUUUAUCAUCAUACUGUUGUUUUGUGUUGACACAUGCUUGGUAUCACAAUGACAAUGCCUCGGACAACUUUAACUUCACGACUUCAUGAUCAAUGUAUGAGUAUGUGAUUCUCUUCCCGUAGUGUAUUUGUGGCGUAAUUAUAUCUUGGGGCUAACAAAAUAGAUUCACUGGCUUCCCAUUCAUUUUUACACCACGCCCGAGGGAUCACAUACAAUCACAAUGUUAUAUUUAUAAUGCCCCCUCCCCCCAAAAAAAAACAAAAAACACAACAACUGGGUGGGGGAGAAUAAUUUCAAAUUAGCUACCCCUUUUUAUGCUUAUUAAGAUUCACAAUCAUAUGAUAAAACUUACAACAAUUAAUAAAUAUAUUUGUAUUUCAAUAUAUUGGGGAGGGGGGAAAUAAAGUGGUUAACUUUAAAAAUAAAUCAUGGUUUAACAUUACACCCCCAGCCCCCUCCCUUCCAAAAAAUAAUAAGAAAUGCUUUACAAGUACUUUGCCACAUAAGUGUGGAACUUAAUCAAUAUUUCCAAAGGUGCUAAACGAAUUUGAAAUAAAUAGUUUUCAGUUUUAUCACGAGUAUAACAUUAAAUCUACAAGUACCGGUUAGGCCAAAAAGUUAAAGACUCGCAAAGACCAUAGUUUUGCUACUUUAAAUUGCUGCGGUGUACGCAGGCAACAGACCAUGAUUUAGCUAGGUACACCGCCGCGGUGUAUGCAGGCCAAAGUCAAUAGUUUUGCUAAGUACACCGCCGCGGAGCAACAACCAAAAAUAAAAUUUACUUGGUCAAGCUGUACUUGAUAAACUAGUUUCAAAUAAAAAAGAAUGUGCAACUGUAUUAUUUUGAGUUGUCAAGACUCAAAUAAGGUAAGUUUAAAAUUAAAAUUCCUUAAUAUUUAUAUACAAACAAUACUAAUAAUAAUCAUGUUACUGCAUUACUGCUAAAAUAAGUAAUGAGAAUGAGUGUAAAGUCAUCACUUAAUGCCAACAUGUAUAUUUUAAAAAAAUCUUGAUACCCCAUACCCACUCCUCGCCUACACAGGCAUCAGCAACACCCCUUACCCACUACCCCUUUCAGAAAAUCCUGAUUUUUAGACCUAUGCCCAGUUGGCUUCUGUGUUCUGAUUCAGGGUUGACCUACUCAAGAUCAGACAGCUGGUCUAAUGAAUUCAUAUUACCUAACUAUUUGAUAUUUGGAGAUGAUCCCCAAAUUAAUUUGAACCCACUACGACUUUGUUGAGAUUGACUACCGUCACACAAGGGAGCUGCUAUUUUUCAUUCUGCUUCAUAUUUAAAUGUAUUAAAUCCUACUGCUUUGUGUAUGUCUGUCUGUCUGGCUAAACAUUCUAAAUGGCUCUUUGCCAUGACCAGCAUAGUUUAUUGGAGUGGAAACAUAGUUUGACAUUUGAAGACAUAAUUUAUUUACAUGAUCAAUGAUAGCAUAAAUACCGUAGGUUCCAGGGAAUUAGCCUAUUAAUAUUAAACCAUGUAUAACAAAUAUUAGUUUUGAUAUCAUUAUCGUAAUUAACCACAGGAUUGAUCAUGCUUUGUUUGACUAAAUACUAAAUGAAUUUAAUUAAUUUUAAAACAUUUCAGAUGAUAUUAUUCGGAGGCGGCUGUUGAUUGAUGGUGAGGGUGGAAAUGAUGACAAAAGGUUAAAUAAUCUUCUCAAGACAUUUAUACGUUGGUCGUCAUCCAAAGAUGAUGAUGAAAAGUUAGUGAAUAAUCACAUUUACUUUUACUAUUUUGAAUAGUUUUAUUAAUAUCUUUGUUCCCUUACUGCAAUAUUUCAUUAUUUGCUAUGUUCUUGUUUCAAAUUUUGUCUCAUUGUAUUUCAUUUUAGGGCAUACCCUGGGAACAGAUUAGCCCUUUCUACCAAUUUUCAGUAUUCAAGCAUUGAUUCCUAUCAUAUUCUGGAUAUGCAGAGCCAUGGCAUGGGCCCUGCAACCCCUGAUAUUAAAGGGUCUAAAGUUGUGUGGGAAAAAAAAUAAACAAUCACUUUUGAAUGAAUGGGGGCACUAAAUAAAAAAAGUGGCAGGAGGUCCUCAAAGGUCAUGUGAUGGCUCUGUGUGUAUGACUCACUUAUGCUCCAUUAAUGGGAAUUUUAAUUAUUAAUUAUUUAAUUGUGGUGUUUAAGGAAUAUAUUUUUAAAUUUGUAUUAAAUUCAUUGUUGUGAAGAUUUUAGCUUUGUGAAAAGGAGCGUUUACUAUUAGACAAAAUGUACAACUUUAAAAUUUAACUUCCCAUCUACUAAAAUUUCUUGAUGAAACAUGAAUCUAGUAAUGCACAUUUAAUAAUCCUAAUUUUUUCUUCCCCCCCCCCCCCCAUGGUACGUCACCGCACACUUUUUAUUUCGCGCCCGUGACCUAUAUUAAAUAUUAUGAUUUCCCAACCACUUUUAAACCAAAUAGUUUUUACACCAUACUUAAAUUGAGACGAUUUCACUCUAAAAAAAGAAAAUAUUACGCACCAAACGCAGUUGCCAUAUUUUUAAAAAAAAUAUAUCACUUAGCUUAGUUAUCAGGAAUUAUAUUUUGUGCGCUAUUGAGCUCAUUAUUGAACCAUACUUUCUUUCAAACAUUUAGAAUUAUUUAUAAUAUACUCUCAAUACCGAAUUCGCUGAUUAGGAACGAGUCACACCAGAAGCAUAAUAUAUAUAAGAGAUUGGCAUACUCAGAAAUCGAUUCUCUCAAAGAAGAAAUCAAUAAAUCUAUUUAUGUUAAUCAAACUCAAAGUUAACUGUAUGCACAAUUUAAAAAAAAACACCAGUCGUGCACUGGGGCAGGAGUGUCUAGUUUAAUUUUAAACUGCAUCUGAAUUUCUUUGUCCAAACUUGUCUGACUCUGAUAAAUCAAAAUUAUCACUUUUUCCAACAAUGGUAUUUGCAGAUACUUGCUCAAAAAAAAUUCAGAUUUAUUAAUUUUCACACCCAUGUACUGUGUCACUGGGUAGAUGUAAUUGGUAAUGCCAUUUCAUCACUUCUGACUUAAAAGGGUCCUUUCCCCCUAACCUGCUUGAGUGAAAACAGCUAACUAUAAACUGCUUAUCUUUUCAGUAGUCAAGCCAUGUACCAGCGCAUGCAAGCCAUGAUAGGACAAUGUGAAUACACAUUAGAAAAGGCCAUGAACACCUAUGAGAUGAAUAAACAGGAGCUGGACAAUUAUGAAAAACUUAGCAAAGAUAUUGGUAAGCAGUUAACAUGUUAUCAAGGGGAUUUCAGUUUUAUUGGGACACACCAAUACCUGAGCGCCCCAUGCUGAACAAAUUCCUGAUUUUUUAAAAAAUUCAAAUGGUACAACUUAUACUAUAAUGAGAUGAGAUAUUGAGCUUCAAAUAAACAGCUGCCUAAAUUAACAAGUCCUGAUUUUGAAAAAUCUAUUGCCCUAAAAUCAUAAUUAGUACACUUGCUUGGAGACAACAUAGAAAUAAUAAUUAAUAAUAUUAACUGAGCCAUUAUAAAAGGGUUUUUACUACUUUCACUAAGGAGAAUGAAAGUUAAACGGGUUGAGGCAAUAUUUAAAAAAACUCACCACCCAGAAACCCCACCACUUAUAAACAUUGGUGAGGUGUUGUGAAACCUAUCAUUACUAUUGAGGAAGUAGAGGGAGCCAUGCCCAUACAAAAAGUGGAACGUGGCAAAGCAGUCGUACCCUACAAGACAUUUGGAACUAACUAGAAGACAGAAACUAUCAUCAAACUAUCUAAAAAAAGAACUCUGAUUGAAACAACUGCAAAGGCAUCAAUCUCCUAUCCCUCAACAACAAAUCUCCUGCCGCAUUGUUUCUACAAUAAAUCAAAACAGCAGUGGAAAACACACUCAGACUGGAACAGGUCACUUUAGGAAAGCACAUCAUCUGCAGCAAGAUAUUUUUCCAACUUUCUUCUUCCAGCUUAAAAAUGUUUAAAUGAAAUAUAAGAACAAGGUAUGCUGAACUUGAAAUCAUAGACAGGAGAAAAUAUUUGGAUGUUUCGGCUUAGAGCCUUCAUCAGCAAAUAAGACAAAAAGAAGUAUGACAAGUAACAGAACACAGUAAAAAAAAUUUCAGAGAUUUCCUUUUGUUGCCGGAAGUAGGAUUACAGGAAGUAAAAUAAUAUAAUUAUUGGUAUUGUGAAAAAUAAGGGAGAGAAUCUUAACGGACCAAAAUAUUUAGGGAUACAUAAAAUCUAAGGAAUAAGAAAGAACAAAUACAGGGAAAUUGAGAAACAUUAGUAUGAGAGUAUUUAAUUAAUACCCUGUGGAGAUAUGGUGCCGAAAAGCUGAAUAAAUGUUUUUUCCAUUUUCACCCUCUCUGGUGUGUUUGUGCAAGAAAUUGGUGCCUUAAUGGAUAUAUCUAAUGCACCUUUAUGUUGCUCUCUGUUGAAGUGUUAAGAGACUGGGGAAAGUUUACCUUGUUCAAUAUCCCGAAGAUGUUCUGUGAACCUAUCUACCAAUCUUCUCCCUGUUUUGCCUAUAUAGCUAGAAUGACAUCUACGUCACACAAUCACAUAUAUCACAUUACGACUAACGCAUGUGAAACUCUCUUUGAUGGUAAAGGUACCUUUAGGGAGGAAAAUUUUUUUUGUUUGGAGUUUAUAGGGACACGUCUUACAUCAGCUUCUUGAGCAUGGCUUAAUCCCAAAGUAAGACGGGUCAGCUUGAAGGCGACUAUGAAGCAGAAAGUCACCUAGAAUUUUUGUCCCGUCUGAAGACAAUCAAUGGAGGGGAUGAGAAUACCCUGUUAGUGUCGGGGUCAGCAAGAAGUAUGUUACGAUUCUUUAUGAAUAUUUUUUUGGCUGUCAAAUUGUGAGGGUGAUCGGUUAAUAUGAGUUUGGUUCGAUCUUCAUUUUUGUUUGGGUGAGAUUUAAAAGCAUCUUUCCAUGUUAUAGUGCUGACAGGAUUGAGUGUCAAGACAAGAGUAGUUUCAGGAUAAGAUCUGGAGCAGAAGAAAUCCGACAUUUCUUCAGCUUUUUCUAAAAAGUCUUCAUUAAGCUGGCAGAGGCGCCGUAGUGUGAGAAGUUGUGAGAAAGGUAUAGAGUAUUUGCAUGAUUUGGGGUGGUCCAUCAAUUAUUAAAAAUGUUUAAAAGUCUCAUUCAAUAUGUGUUACAAUGAGGCAGACAUCAUGUCAGGUGAAAUAUCUAGAUGCUUAGCAAAAGUUAUGGAAGUUGCUCCAAGUGCACUCUGUUCACAUACUUGACAUCUCUGUUCACAUACUUGGCAUCUCUGUUCACAUACCGUUACUUGACAUUUUGUUAUCAUACAUUCACUUAGCUUCAAUAUUCUGACCCCGUACUUUGUUUCUGAAUUCCAAGUAACAGUGCUCAACUUAUUAAGUGGCAGUUAAUUUUGUCUUUCUUUGUUAAUAGAAAAGCAGUGCAAUCCAACAGAAUCUUUCUCAUUGACAAUAAAAAGACCGUUAUACUAGAUGUAUACUGCAUAGUCAGGAGUAGAGGCAGUUUUCAAGAAUUUUAGUUCUAGCUGCUGUAGAAGUCUUGGCCAAUGUAGAACCGCUACAAAUUAGGAGGGAAAAAUCCAUCUUAAAUACCGUAGAGAGGUACCGACGGCUCGGUGAAAAUGAACCAGCCUUUCAAAUGCAAAAUAACUGGGUGGGUGGCAGGAGACUAAAGAGGUCCUCUUUCAUGCACCAGGUCGUGGAGCUGGAGAGGACAGUUCCCCUGCCCCCAAAUAGAGAACGUCUGACCCAAAUCCCAGUUAAUCCGCCUUAUGCGGAACCCUCACGCCCCUCCAUACAUUUGGCCUUGACAGAUGCAGCAGUGACGAAACGAAGCCCUGAACAUGUACAGAGAGUGGCUGCCCUUGAGACCAUGGAUGUGUUCACGCACAUACCUGUGAAAGUGUUCACGGACGGCUCUGCUGACUUUAGGAAAAGAACUGCUGGGUACGGUGCGCUUAUUCAGUACCCAGUAGGUGGACCACCCAAUGAAAAACUCUCCGGGCCUUGUGGGACUACAGCGUCAAACUUUGACGCGGAGCUUAUAGCUAUGCACAAGGCCUUGGAGAGAGUCCAUAUCACUCUGGAAGGGACGGAACAUGCGGGGCUUGAUAUUGUUGUCUUCUCAGACUCAAGAUCUGCUCUUGAGAUCUUGGAGAAGAGACAGGGUACCACACGCCUGGUCGACGUCAUUCACAACGACAUAUGCAGACUUGGUGAAAUAGGGUGCAAGGUUGAAAUGCAAUGGAUACCAGGGCAUGUCAACAUCAGUGGCAAUGAGAUAGCUGACACUCUGGCGAAAACCGGGGCAGCCCAGCCUCAGCCAGAAGUACCAAUGACUUUCUUGGGAGUCAAAAACUGGCUGGCGGACCACUUCAGGCAGAAGUGGUACAGGCAAUGGGCUGACAACACGACCGCCAGAGGCGUCUAUUCGAACUUGCCUACUCCUAGCAAACAAGACCCAUGGUGGGGGUUAGGUCGUAGAUUGCAGAGUCUAGUAACGCAGAUGCGCACCGAGCACUGCCCCCUGCGCACAUAUUUCUGGAGGUUGGACAACAACAGAGAUCCUACCUGCCGGCACUGCAGCCUGGCCCCAGAGACCUUAGAACAUCUGUUGACGGAGUGUCCCGCACUAGAUCUCCCGGGGGAAGCCAGGGCGGUUGGAGGAUCCUUUGUGAGGGAAAUGUUGUAUGGCUCAGCUCAACAGAUGGAGUUGAUAGCCAAUUUACUAGCCGGGGUCAUAAGAGAGUAAUCUCAGACCUUCACCAGAAUAUGUGCGUUAGUUAGUUCUAGAAAUUACAAUGUAGUGGGAUUGAUUUGUUUUCAAAGAACAUUUUAAAUAAAAUUAAAUAACACAUUUUUAUAAUUUUUUUAUUUUUGCAUUUAAUUUAUGAGUUUACUUAAUAAACUUUUUAAAAAUAAUCAUUUACUAACUUUUAAAAAAUCAUCACAGAACCUUAUAGACAAAAGUUAAUUAUUCAAAAAAGAAAUGAGUCUGAAAAUAAAAUCUGAUUUAGAGUUCAAUUUGACAGACCUUGACUUGACAGAAAAUGUUGUAGGAAAAAAAACUGAUAGGUCUUAAUUAUGGGUUGUGUGGAUCAAAUUAAAUUGAAUUAAAAAUUUUUUGCCAAUCACAAAAUCAACCAAUGACAAUUUGGGAGUUUACUAUUUACCAAUUCAUAUUUAUUGUUUUUUUUAAAAUGUAGAUGACAAAAUAGAGGAGGCCACUAAAAGAAUUGCUGAAGCUAAAACAGAACUGCAGCUUGCCAAAUGCAUUAGGAAAAACAGACAAGGUAAGGCAAAUGAAAUUUGCUUAUUUAAAGCUUUACAUAUGAAUAGUGAUUGAGAAUUAACACUGUCAAACCAUGAGUAUAUUUGAAUUUUAAUCAUCAUACUAUAUCUUUUUGAAUCUCCUCCAACUCCAAUGAUGAGCCAAUUGAAAUUGUGAUAAUGAUAACUGUAUAGCAUAACCUUAUUCUUAAAACAAUGCAAUGUUGAAGCUUUUUUUAUUUCCUACAUCAUCACCAUCAAUAAUUGCUCUAAGGGACCAUCCAUAAAAGACGUCCACCAUUUUUUUUGCUAUUUUUUACCCCCCCCCCUCCCCCUUUGUCCACUUUUGACUUGACAACCCCCCCACACCCCCCAGUUGUUGACGUCCAAAACAUAAAAUUUACCGAACUUAAAUUAAUGAAUAUUUUGGGAAAACGUACAAUAUAAAUAGUUUGUAUUUACAAAGAUUUUUUUUAGAAAUUCCAAUUAUUUGCAGGCAAAAUUCUAAAUGAAAUAAUAACUGUUCAAAAACAUUUUAUUGAAUCACUGUAUUAAAAAAUGUAAUAAACAAAUAAUCCACCAUUCUUCAAUCAACGGAAAAUUCAGACUGCAGCCAUUCAAAAAUGUUUCGUAUAAUGACAACGUCUGUUCUUGAGUCUUCAAUUGCUAAUUCAAUUUGAGUGGCAGUCUCUUUGUCUGAUUCGUCUGCCAUAUUAUGUUCACUAGCAAGAAUAUUGCAAUGGACGACCUUAUGUUUUUUCAUUGCCGCCUGUGAUGGGAAAUAUUUACCGCAGAAACAUAUUCUCUUGGAAAUUCUCCCAGCCACCGAUGGACAAUAGAGAUCAAAAGGCAUGCUACUGUAACUGUGAUCGGGCAGUAAAUUUGCAGUAAAUUUAUGCAAAACUGCUGCACUCAAAAAAUCACUACAAUGUGGACAUCCACUUUGUCCUAAACCCCCUCCCCCCUUUUGUCCACUUUAGUCCACUUUUUGCUGAACCCCCCUCCCCCCAUUUGUGUGGACGUCUUUUAUGGAUGAGCCCUAACUGGGUGGUAAUGUUAAUGGAAUCAAGAAGAAUCUCUUAAAGAUCAAACAUUUGGAACAUCUUUUUCUGACUCUGUUUCUAUCUGCACAUUACAGAAUAUGACAAUUUAGCUAAAAUUAUACAGCAGCAACCAGAUAGACAAGCAACAACAAAGUAAGUCAAGUUCAUUUUAUUUCCAUUAUAGUUCUUUAAAGUAAGUCUAUUUCAUCUUAUUUCCAUUAAAGGUCUUUAAAAUUUAAAGUAAGUGUAGUUCAUUUUUAUUCAUAAUAGUUCUUAAAAGUAAGUCUACUUCAUCUUAUUUCCAUUGUAGCUCUUACUGCAUAAAAAUAGACAUUAGAUUUUUUUAAAUUGCGUUUUCUCACUACUUUCCACUUUACUAGCGUUGCUUAAAUAAUACCAUUACAAAUUUCUGCAGACAACUUCAAGCUUUAGACAAAGAAUUAUCAACCCUGGCAACAACACGACGGCAAUUGGAAGAAAAGGUUAGCUCUAAGAACAUAGAAUCUUUAUUGAAACACCAUUUAACUAAUCAUAGACCCUUACUAUUUAAUAGUAAUUCUUAAAUUAUUUGAAUGAAAUUUAAAUACUGCUAUCAACAAAGAGUCUUUCAUAACAAAGCUUUUGUUUAAAUGGUCCAAUAAACUAAUAGAAGGUUAUUAUUUUUAACAGUUGGAGUUACGCAGAAAACAGUUCAUGGUUUUAAUCACAUCUAUACAUGAGUUGCAGCGCAUAUUAGAAGGUAAGUUUAUCUGACUUUUAUAUAUUACUGUAUAAUUGAUGUCUAGUUUCAAAACAAUUUGGAUUAAACCUCUCAUUUGCUUAUAUUUUAAGAUGCUAAUUUCUUAAAGAAAUAUGUUUGGUCAUUAUUACUAACCCCUCUUAUUAACUACCUGUAUGCAACAGAAAUGCAUUUACCUGCAACAUAGCUGUAGAAGAGUUGUGCAACAUAGUUGAUAGGGGAUGGGGGCAAAACAGAUUUAAAAGAAAGGGGCAACAGAGCUGGUAGAAGAGUGGGGCAACAUAUCUGGUAGAAGAAUAGUGGAUCAAUUUUAAUAAAUCAUAAUUUUUUUAAUUUAAAAAGUUCAAAUUAUUUUUGUAAAUAUUUUUUUAGUUAUAUGUUUUAUAAAUUUUGGAACUGAGAGCAGGGAGAAAUUUUCUAAAAAGACACAUGAUAAUGAUUAAGAAAAUGUAUUUUGUUAGAAAUUCUGAUUGUCCAAAAAACUGAAAUAAAAACGGUUAAUAUGUUAAUUCCUUGGUUUUUUUCUCUUACAGCUGAUGAGCAACAGGACGGGGAUGAAAAUAAAGAAGAAGAAAUGAAUGUGGCUAGCUAGGAAUUAAUUGUUCACAUCUUUAUCAUCUUACUCUCAUUUCCAUACCAUUAAUGUUAUUACCGUAUCAAUUCAUUAUCAUUGUUAAUAAAGUUAACUUUGUAUAUACAAAAGGGAACUUCACUUAAACACAAACGUUUAUCAUAAAGUAAAGUUUGUCUCAUAUAUUGUAAUUAUUUUGCUUGCGAUCUGAAUGUAUAAUGCUUUUCUCCAGCUUCACCUUUUUUGGGGACUCUAUGUUAAAUGACAUUUUGUAUCCUCUGACACAUCCUUGUUAGUUUGUGUGAAAGUUAAUAGCAGUUUAAAAUAAAGAAAAUUUCGAACAUUUUCUACUGGUUUUUUAAAAUAUAUUCUAGUUACAAUGUUUCUCAGUUUCUGCUUUAGUUUACAAAACAGAUCUGUUUCUGUCACAGAGUGAUUAUUAUGGAAGAUGGUUUUGUAACCGUUCCUCUGUGUUUCUGAUCUUUAUCAUCCAGGCGAUUCUUUCUGUGACCCUGAUCUUUAUCAAGUGAUGAGCUCUCGAACAGCUGCCAUCUGCCUAUCUUACAAACAAGACCAAAACACAAACUCUCCUAUAACCUCGGAAACUACAUCAAAUGCGCAAAAUGCACCUAGUCACAUUUCUUAAUUAAAAACUAAAAGGCAAAUAACGCUCAAGCAACAAACAGCAAGUUACUGUUCUCUGUUUCCCGCUCAAGUAACAAACAGCAAGUUACUGUUCUCUGUUUCCCGCUCAAGUAACAAACAGCAAGUUACUGUUC